This is a messenger RNA of Striga asiatica, 2965 nucleotides long. The record is from the annotation of a GenBank genome assembly. Lineage: Eukaryota; Viridiplantae; Streptophyta; Magnoliopsida; Lamiales; Orobanchaceae.
AUGGGCCGGACAGCCGGCAUCAGGUACGGCCCACGCCCAAUCGACCUCGACAUCCUCUUCUACGGUGACCAAACUGUCGACACAGACACUCUCAGGAUCCCACACGAGAGAAUCUGGGAGAGGCCUUUUGUUCUAGGCCCAUUGACCGAUGUAUUGGGCCACGACACGGAGAAUAAUGACGUGGCCCGAUUUUGGCACGACUCGUCCGGCUUUUCGGGUGGGAUUUUCGAGGCGUGGGAGAAAAAGAAAUCGGGCCCAGGUGGAAUAAUGAGGAGGGUUUUGCCAGUCGCGGGUGAAUUACGGGAUUGGUGUGGAAAAACAUGGGUCAUGGGUGUUCUCAACUUGAACCCCGACAGCUUUAGCGACAGGGGCAAAUUCGCCGACGUGAAAUCGGCCGUCGAUCGAGCUCGGUUGAUCUUGGCCGACGGUGCAGAUAUAAUCGAUAUAGGCGCGCAAUCCACGCGGCCAAUGGCGGAAAAGCUCUCUCCCGAGCAGGAACUGAGUCGUUUGAUCUCGGUUCUUGAUGUCGUUGUGGAUUUGCCUGAAAUCGAGGGGAAGCUGAUAUCAGUCGACACUUUUUACUCAGAAGUCGCCUCGGAAGCAGCCAAACACGGCGCUAAUAUCGUGAAUGAUGUCUCGGGCGGGAGAUUAGAUCCCGACAUGCAUAAAGUGGUGGCGGGACUCGAAAUUCCGUACGUGGCCAUGCACAUACGAGGGGACCCGUCUACAAUGCAGAACAGCGAGAACCUGAGUUAUGGUGAUGUGUGCGCUGACGUGGCACGUGAACUGUUUAAUGGGUUGAAGUAUAUCAGGGGUGAGAUUGGGAAAAGGAGGUUGGCCGUGUCACGUGUGCCCUUGUUGUUGGGGGUUUCGAGGAAGAGGUUCUUGGGUGAGAUUUGCAGCCAGCCAAACGCGGCACAGCGGGAUGCUGCUACCGUGGCUUGUGUGGCGGCUGGGGUUUUUGGGGGUGCGAAUAUUGUGAGGGUGCACAAUGUGAGGGAUAAUAGGGAUGUUGUUAGGAUAUGGAUGUGGUAUCAGCUUCCUGAGUUCUCUGAAUUUGAAAUAAUUGAUAAAGAUCUCAUCUUUUUCAUCUGCUAUGAGUACCCAUAUACCCGAUUCGACAAGCAGUUUACAUGGUAUAAUGUAGCGAUUAAGUGUGCUACAAUCACUCCAGAUGAAGCUCGUGUGGAGGAGUUUGGCUUGAAGAGUAUGUGGAAGAGUCCGCAACUCGUUUGCAGCUCGAAGUUUCAGAUCAGUAAGAAAUUAGCUUUGAUGAUGAUCCGCAGCGUAAAGCAACAGAUCACAGCUGAUGAUAUUGAUUUCGAGCUUUCAGGUGCCAGAAUCGCUUGCUCUAGAUACCAUAUUGAAUUCAAUUUUCGAGCUACAGCUACACUUUCAAACCCUCGUGGAAUAGAAUGCAGCACUUCCAAACCAUCAUGGAAUAGAAUGCACACUCAAUCUCUAGACAUGGCUGCCGCUGCUGUAUCUCUGAGCUCCGCCGAUGCUGAGAAGCUCGCCGCGCUCAAAUCCGAUGUCGCCACCCUCAAUCAGAUCAGUGAGAAUGAGAAAUCUGGAUUCAUCAAUCUGGUAGCUCGCUAUCUCAGUGGAGAAGCUCAGCAUGUAGAAUGGAGUAAGAUCCAGACACCAACUGAUGAGGUUGUGGUGCCUUAUGAUACCCUGGCCCCUGUACCUGAAGAUGCUGCUGAGACCAAAAAGCUUCUGGACAAACUUGUGGUGUUAAAGCUCAAUGGAGGCUUGGGAACUACAAUGGGCUGUACUGGACCAAAGUCUGUUAUUGAAGUUCGUAAUGGUCUUACAUUUCUUGAUUUAAUCGUCAUUCAGAUUGAGACACUCAAUGCCAAGUACGGGUGCAAUGUGCCGCUGCUUUUAAUGAACUCAUUUAACACUCAUGAUGAUACAUUAAAGAUUGUUGAAAAGUAUGCCAAGUCAAAUAUUGACAUUCACACAUUUAACCAGAGCCAAUACCCUCGUCUAGUUGUUGAAGAUUUCAAGCCACUUCCAUCCAAAGGAAACACUAGCAAAGAUGGAUGGUACCCUCCUGGUCAUGGAGAUGUCUUUCCUUCUUUGAAAAAUAGUGGGAAGCUUGAUGCACUGUUAUCACAGGGCAAAGAAUAUGUCUUUGUGGCCAACUCAGAUAAUUUGGGUGCUGUUGUUGAUUUGAGUAUCCUUCCCAACCAGCAAUUGGUCACCCCUAAAACACUUGCCGAUGUGAAAGGUGGUACUUUAAUCUCUUAUGAAGGGAAAGUACAGCUGCUGGAGAUAGCGCAAGUUCCUGAUGAACAUGUCAAUGAAUUCAAGUCGAUCGAGAAGUUCAAGAUUUUCAAUACCAACAACCUAUGGGUCAACUUGAAGGCAAUCGACAGACUUGUUCAAGGUGAUUCAUUGAAGAUGGAGAUCAUUCCCAACCCAAAGGAAGUUGAUGGGGUCAAAGUUCUUCAACUCGAGACUGCUGCUGGCGCUGCCAUAAAGUUUUUCGAUCAUGCUAUUGGAAUCAAUGUUCCACGGUCUCGCUUCCUUCCUGUAAAAGCAACUUCCGAUUUGCUGCUAGUCCAAUCCGAUCUAUACACCUUGUCUGAUGGCUUUGUGACCCGGAACCCAGCAAGGAGCAAUCCUGCUAAUCCCUCUAUUGAACUGGGACCUGAAUUCAAGAAGGUUGCUAAUUUCCUAAGCCGAUUCAAGUCUAUUCCUAGCAUCAUUGAUCUGGACAGCCUGAAGGUGACUGGUGAUGUUUGGUUUGGAACUGGCGUUACUCUAAAGGGUAAGGUGACAAUUGCUGCUAAAUCCGGCGUGAAGCUGGAAAUCCCUGAUGGAGCUGUGAUCGCCGACAAGGAAAUCAACGGUCCGGAAGAUAUAUAAUGAUUAAGAAGACAUGAUAACAGACAUACCUCUUGAAUUAAACCGAGCUUUUCAAUUCCAAUGAGUGUGUGUGUGUGUGUGUUUUUUU